AAAGUUCCCUGCAUACCACUCAUAUCUUCUUCAACGUUGAAAUAAACAAAUCAUCGAACCAUGGAAGAUCAAGUGGUUCCGGCUCUCAGAAGAGUUGCAGAAAUCGGAACUUUGUACGAUGCAAAAACAGACAGAUUUCUGAAUGCUUCAGUUUUAUCUCGAGGUCCGUCGGAUAAUUAUGUGUCAACAAAGCAAACUCCUCAGACAGAUAUCACCAUCUCGAGAUGUGCUUCGUAUGGAGAUGUAUUUAAAGAUCUCCAUAUCGACGACGCCACUGCGGUCAAUAUUCUUUCUGGAAUUAUUGAGCUCCAAGGCGCUGCAGUCUUUCUUCGUGACUUUGUGCCAAGCAAUGGAGGGCGUGCCGCUAUUAUCCAUCAAUUCUCAACCGUGGUGCAGACACUGGUCAAUUUAACCGAAGCCUUCCACUCGAGCGGUGGUUCAGCUCCUUUGCAGACCAGCGACUGCACUCAUGUGGUGAUUGGAAUCAAGUGGGGAUUACGGACAAUCGUCGCAGCUUGUUGUCCCACGUCCAGCACAUCAGGACUGUCUGAAGGCGAAGAGGCGACUUUUAAUCGGGACCUGGAGGUUUUAACAUCUUCCAUUGAGGCUGGCUACAUCACACCGCAGUCACCAUCGACAGUGAGCCAUGAAAUGGAAUUUUGCAAUAACCUCCUUUUAUACAGCGACGUGUUUGAAAAAGAAGGUCUGGUAAUGCAGGAUGUGGCUGAAGUAUGCGAUUUCAUUCGCAUUGUGCCAGACCAUAUCCGACAAGAAAGCGGCGGAAAGGGAUGGCCAAUCGAAUACACCAUGAUUCCUGUCAAUAUGCUUUCGUAUAUUCUGCCUUCUCCCCAGGUGUUUCGGUACAACUUGAGACCGGUCAGAAUGGAUCAUCUUACCAAUUUCAUACACUUCUUCGACGAUUUAGAAACUGCCAUUGUUGCGCUUCAAAACUACUAUGCCUAUCUGGCGAGUCAUUUCAUGCAUGUAUCCAAAGAGCAUAUCAAUGAGGUCUCACAAUCCAUCAACCACUUGGAUGAGGCUAAGAAGUGGGCAUCUAAUGAGCUUUUCCACGUCUUGCUGGGUGUGCGACAGGGGAAGAAAGACCAUUCAUUGCUAUUGGAUUUGUAUCGCCAUAUUGUCUCGAAAAAUCCUCCACCAAAGCAAGUCUCUACUAUUGUCGGGCGAGAAACUGACAAACUCGAAUUCAUCGCCAGUGCCGUUGCUCAGGGCUCACACUACAUCGGCCACAAUGGGCUUUCCCUCGAGAUGGUAAAAAAGGCCCACAAAGAUACUAGCUACUAUAUCUUUCACUUUGAUUCCGUCGCAAUGGACCAGAAACAGGAAUGGAAUGACAAUUUUACCCUACUUCUGGAGUUACUUGGCCAACGAGAUGAGCGGAUGCCUGUCUACAUCAUGGACCAUGACGCAACAGACUCCCAUAUGUGUCAAGGAAUGUCACGCAUUGCUCAGUACAAGGGCGAAAAAGAGAGUAUCUUUGAUUUGCUCGGACACCGCCAAUUUAUCGCUUCAAUGUGCUUCGCUCAAUGCUCUGCCGGCAAUCUGGAUAAGAGCAAUGACCAACGACCAGUCAAAAGGCGUAUUGUUAAGAUACCCUGCCCGAGCCCGGGGUGCAAUUCAGGUCAUUUAGAAUGGACCUGCCCACAAUGCUUCGCAGCAAUCGAAUACGGAUACAGUGACGACUUUUUCUAUUGUGAUUGCGGCCGUGGUCUCUUCAGCACUUAUGAGUUUAAGUGCAAUAACCCCAAGCAUGGGGCUGACUACAAGACAUACGAGGUGGACGAGCUUCGCAAGCUUUUGGGCCAAUUGAGCGAGGACAACUACAUCAAUAUUCUCAUCCUUGGAGAGACUGGAGUGGGAAAGUCGACAUUCAUCAACGCUUUUGUCAACUAUCUAACUUAUUCUACAUUGGAUGAAGCAAAAGAAGCCGACAAGCUCGAGUCUGUCAUUCCUUGCUCGUUCUCUCUCCAAACCAUGGAUAGGGAGAAUACAGCAACAGACAUUCAGGUACACAACGUCAAAAUUGGUGGGCGUGAUGAUGAAGCAGAUGGAUCGACGGGGAACUCGGCAACGCAAAAAUCGGUUGUUCAUUCGGUCAUGAUUGGAGCAAGAACUUAUCGAUUGAUCGAUACACCCGGCAUUGGAGAUACCAGAGGUCAAUCCUAUGAUAAAGAAAAUAUGGCUGAUAUUCUCCAAACGAUUAGCCCCUAUGACAAACUGCACGGUAUCUUGGUGCUGGUCAAGUCCAACAAUGCACGCCUCACCAUCACAUUCAAAUACUGCGUCAAAGAACUCCUCACUCAUCUUCACCGCAGUGCGGCCAAGAAUAUGGCUUUUGGCUUCACUAACACCCGCAUUUCCAACUAUACGCCGGGUGACACGUUCAAGCCCCUCAAAGCUUUGCUCGAUGGACAUGCCGAUAUACCCAUCACGCUCUCGACGUCAACUACGUAUUGUUUCGACUCGGAGAGCUUCCGAUACCUUGCAGCAUAUAAGCAGGGCAUUCCGAUGGCCAACGAAGAAGAUUUCCGUCGAAGCUGGGAACACUCGAGCAAAGAGACGCAUAGACUUCUAAACUACUUUGCAUCAACUCCGCCUCAUCCCGUCACCAGCACGUCAAGCUUGAACGGAGCACGCAAGUUGAUAAUGGAGCUGACGAAACCCAUGGCCACCAUCUCGGAGUCUAUCCGGAAGAACAUUCAACUGUGCGAAAAUAAGAGGGCUGAGCUGAAUGACACGCAGCUGACGGCUAGCAAUCUUCGCAAGAAGUUGCGCUUGGAGAAAAUCCAGUUCAAGGCUACCAAGUUGAACAGGCCUCGCACGGUUUGCAAGAAUCCCGACUGCUGUGACUUUAAAGAUAGUGGCCUUGAUGACGGAGUGGUUGUCACUAUCUACAAAACGCACUGCCAUCCUGUGUGCUCUCUUAACAAUGUCAAGGAAGAUGUCGUCGCCGAUCCUGGUCUCAUCAACUGUGCAGCUUUUCGUCGUACAAGUAAUUGCUUGCGUUGCCGCCACCGCUGGCAAGAGCACCUACACAUCCUCUAUGAACUAUCAGAGGUCAAAGUCCAGGUUGUAGAUACCGAGAUAGAAAGGCAGUUGAAGGCCAAGGUUGACGACUUGACGCUGCGUCAGACACUCCUCGCCCGAUUGGACCGGGAUAUCAAGGAGUACAACGAGGAGCUCGACGAGAUUCGACGUGCUGCUGCUCGCUUCUGUCUUUUCUUGAGACAAAACUCCAUCUCCGUCAUCAACGAUGCCACGCUGGAUUACCUUGACCUGCUCAUCCAGGACGAGACCGGUGUCAUCGAAGCUGGCCGACAGCGAGGCCUUUCCAUGGACCCAAAUAAGAAGCGGCUCCAGGCACUGAAAGAUGACAGACAGAUUCAUCUGGAACUGGUUGAAACUUUCAAGCAGAACAUUGAUGAUCCUGCCUGCCCCGAAGACACGUUGCUGGACCAGCGAGGAGUCGGCGCGUUGGUGGAGAAGCUGUAUCAGUUGAAGCAUUUUGGGGAGAACUUGGAGCACAUCAACAUCGAAGAAGAAACAUGAUCAUCGGUCAUCUUAUUCGGUUGAUGGGGAUGACAGAGCGAGAACAGAGAAAAGUGGUGAGGGUUUAAGACCCAUGAAGGGUCCUGCGAAUGCGUCACAAAAAGUUACUUAUGCUGAAGUGGCCGGAUCGGGUUAUUCUCACCAACACUCAUCGAAGUCGUUGCUUGAUCGCUUUCUACCCUGGAAAAGGUAGAGGGAAUAGAGGCAUUACUAUCAUUGUAAGGAUAAUAUCUAGCUAGAUUGGUAGACGUAGCGCAGAUUCAACGAGUUUAUCAUAAACAUCAUACAUGGAAAUCGUAUUUAUAU
This is a messenger RNA of Trichoderma harzianum CBS 226.95, 3873 nucleotides long. RefSeq lists its product as hypothetical. Bases 61 to 3567 code for a protein of 1168 amino acids. Lineage: Eukaryota; Fungi; Ascomycota; Sordariomycetes; Hypocreales; Hypocreaceae. The transcript is spliced from 3 exons. The record is from RefSeq and is a predicted model, not a curated record.